AUUUACUAAAUAAAUAAAAAUAAAAAUAUUUAUAUAUAAAUAAAUAAAUAAAAAACUAUGAAUACGCAGUUUUGAUCUACGAAAUGAAAAGAAAAUAACACAAACGAAUCCCAAUUUCCAUUUUUAUCUCUACACCCUCACGAUCCCUCUUUGCUGCCGUCACCUCCGCCGUUGCUGCGGUCGCUCUUGCUGCAGUCGCCUCUCCCCUCUCGCCGGUUAGUGUUGGAUUUGCAUACAAGGAAGCUGUUGUUGAGUUUUGUGACCAAGUCCAUCCACUUGCUAAGGUUGAUAAACCUUGUUGCAAACUUUUUACAUCUUUGGAAUUUGUCAUCUUGAACUAAGAAGUAUCAAUCUAGAUUAAAUCUCAUUGUAGAGAAAAAAGGUUGAAUACAAAGCUAAAUGGCUGGCAACAACAAUUUCUUUCCUUCAGCAUCCCUCACCAGCAGUGGUCGCCCAGUUCUCCUUCCUAAUGAAGUGGAAUGCCAACUGCUUUCUGCCGUGGAUCUUGAAGAUGAGGAUGUCAAUGCCAACUUCUCUCCCUUAAAAUCAGGUGUGCUUAUCCUCACCACCCAUCGCCUCCUCUGGCUCCCUUCCAAUUCCAUCUCCAAUUCCACUGCAACUGCUAUCCCUCUCUCCUUCAUCACCUGCAUCUUCUCAUCCAAAAAAUCCAUCAAAUCAAUUUUCCACUCUCCGCGCAUUCGGUUCCAAGUUUCCGUGCAUUCCAAAAGUCUGGUGGUCACAUUGGUGCUCAGAGGAAAGGGUGAUUCUGAUGGGUUUUUAGCCAAGUUCUUGGAGAGUUGGAAUGGAAGGGCUUGGGAGACUGAUACAGGGGGUUCCAGUUCUGGUGAUUCUGCCCCGACUUUGGUUUCUGGUGCAAGUUCUAAUUCUGGUGGGUUUUAUUCGAGUGAUGGGUCUGUGAGAAUGGUUGGAGUAGCAGGAAUACUGAGGAAGGAGCAGCAGAUGUGGGAAAGUACAGACAAGAGCUUGCAGGAGGCUUUCCAAGACUUGAAUGCACUCAUGAGCAAAGCUAAAGAGAUGAUGACGCUCGCUGAGAAAAUGAGGCAAAAGCUCUUGUCUGGGUCAAAUUCUCAUAGUGCUGAUACUAAUGAGGAAAUGGGUUCUAAAGAGGAGAUGCAAGAUUGGUUGCUGAGUGUUGGUAUCAUAUCUCCAGUGACAAAAGAGUCUGCAGGUGCCCUAUAUCACCAACAAUUGUCGAGACAGUUGGCAGAUUUUGUCAAGAUUCCUUUAGAGAGAGCCGGAGGGAUGAUCAAUCUUAUAGAUAUCUAUUGUCUCUUUAAUCGUGCUCGGGGCACAGAAUUGAUCUCACCAGAGGAUUUGUUGCAAGCAUGUACUCUUUGGGAGAAAUUUGAUGUACCAGUCAUGCUUCGUAAAUUCGAUAGUGGAGUCAUGGUCAUCCAGAAUAAGUCCCACAGUGAUGAGGAGAUUUUUGCUCGAAUCAAAGCCCUUAUCACAAGGCCUGAUGCCCUCCAAGCUGGUAUAACUGCCACUGAUGCUGCAAUGACUUUGGGUAUUGCUCCAGCUAUGGCUAAAGAGCACCUUCUAACUGCUGAAAGCAAAGGUUUGCUAUGCAGGGAUAUAAGCCCUGAUGGGUUUUGCUUUUACGUUAACCUCUUUUCUGAAAUCGAUUCUGAUGAUGUAUUCUUGGAAGCAAGAUGUAUUCUUUUUGGGGUUCCUAUGUUCUCAAACGGGUGAAAGAUCAUGGUGUCUAUUCUUUGUGGGUUCGAGCUGUAUCUGCUUUGUAGAGAAGCUUAUAAUUUUUUGGCUGGAAGGUGAGAGAUGGUUUCUCUGUUGGUUUCUGCUCUAUCAUGCUAUGGAAUUAACGACGAGAAAUGAUGAUCACUUGAUGCAAUGAAUGGUUUCUGCAGUUUAUUUCAGAGCCCAUUUAGGUUGGAAACUUGGAAUAACUCUCCAGGCUUGAGUUCUUCAUUGCAUGCUUGGUGUUCAAUGAAGAAGGAUUUCGCAGACACUAAUCUAUUUAUAAAUCCAUUGAGGCCCAAAACAUACAUAUACACAUAUUCAAUAUUAUUGAUUCAUUCUAUUUAAUUGAAAGACAAUCAUAACUUAAAAUGAGAAAGUUGUCUCAUUUUUCAAA
This is a messenger RNA of Ricinus communis (castor bean), 2113 nucleotides long. RefSeq names its product vacuolar protein sorting-associated protein 36. The transcript is spliced from 11 exons. Gene Ontology annotation, biological process: protein transport to vacuole involved in ubiquitin-dependent protein catabolic process via the multivesicular body sorting pathway. Lineage: Eukaryota; Viridiplantae; Streptophyta; Magnoliopsida; Malpighiales; Euphorbiaceae. The record is from RefSeq and is a predicted model, not a curated record. Gene Ontology annotation, molecular function: ubiquitin binding; phosphatidylinositol-3-phosphate binding. Gene Ontology annotation, cellular component: ESCRT II complex; late endosome membrane. Bases 400 to 1713 code for a protein of 437 amino acids.